UGGUGACAGCGCGGGCGAGGGUCGCAGAGCCUUACCGGGCUCCUGAACUGGCACUGGUGCAGCCCUCGAGGCGGGCACGUGAAGAUUCACUUGAUGGCUACCGAGACUGGAGCUCAGCCGAGCUAAGCCCGCCAAGCUCGCAGGGCUCUCGGGAUUUGCGUCUGUCCAGCGUCAGAACCUACUCUGAGGUGGCCCGUGCCUCCGAGGCUGAGCACCGCCUGUUUGAGCACCUGUUCGAGGACUACAACGAGAUCAUCCGGCCCGUGACUAACGUGUCCAACCCCGUCAUCAUCCAGUUCGAGGUGUCUAUGUCUCAGCUGGUGAAAGUGGACGAAGUGAACCAGAUUAUGGAGACCAACCUGUGGCUCAAGCAGAUCUGGAAUGACUACAAGCUGAAGUGGAAUCCCUCCGACUACGGGGGAGUGGAGUUCAUGCGCGUGCCUGCGGAGAAGAUCUGGAAGCCGGACAUUGUGCUGUAUAACAACGCUGUCGGGGAUUUCCAGGUGGACGACAAGACCAAAGCCCUCCUUAAGUACACAGGGGAGGUGACGUGGAUCCCUCCAGCCAUCUUCAAGAGCUCAUGCAAGAUUGAUGUGACCUACUUUCCGUUUGAUUACCAGAACUGCACCAUGAAGUUCGGGUCCUGGUCCUAUGACAAGGCUAAGAUCGACCUGGUCCUGAUUGGCUCCUCCAUGAACCUCAAGGACUACUGGGAGAGCGGGGAGUGGGCCAUCAUCAAGGCCCCGGGCUACAAGCACGACAUCAAGUACAACUGCUGCGAGGAGAUCUACACGGACAUCACCUACUCCCUGUACAUCCGGCGCCUGCCGCUCUUCUACACCAUCAACCUGAUCAUCCCGUGUCUGCUCAUCUCCUUCCUCACCGUACUCGUCUUCUACCUGCCAUCUGACUGCGGCGAGAAGGUGACGCUCUGCAUCUCGGUGCUGCUGUCCCUGACCGUCUUCCUGCUGGUCAUCACCGAGACCAUCCCGUCCACCUCGCUGGUCAUCCCUCUCAUUGGCGAGUACCUGCUCUUCACCAUGAUCUUUGUCACCCUCUCCAUCGUCAUCACAGUCUUCGUGCUCAAUGUGCACUACCGGACGCCGACCACACACACGAUGCCCACAUGGGUGAAGACCGUCUUCCUGGACCUGCUGCCGAGGGUCAUGUUCAUGACCAGGCCAGCUGGUGGCCAGGGCCACACCGCGAACCCAAGGGCCCUGAAUGGCACCGAGCUCUCAAACCUGAACUGCUUCAGCCACGUGGAGUCCAAGGGCUGCAAGGAAGGCUACCCCUGCCAGGAGGGAACGUGCAGCUACUGCCACCACCGCAGGGUGAAGAUCUCCAACUUCAGUGCCAACCUCACGAGGAGCUCCAGUUCUGAGUCUGUCGAUGCAGUGCUGUCCCUCUCGGCUCUGUCGCCAGAAAUCAAAGAGGCCAUCCAGAGUGUCAAGUACAUUGCCGAAAACAUGAAAGCCCAGAAUGAAGCCAAAGAGAUUCAGGACGACUGGAAAUAUGUCGCCAUGGUGAUUGAUCGCAUCUUUCUGUGGGUCUUCAUCCUGGUGUGCAUCCUGGGUACAGCAGGGCUGUUUCUGCAACCCUUGAUGGUCAGGGGUGAUUUGUGAGCCAGAGUUGUGUUUGCCUGAGGGAGGGAGGGAGGGAGAAAAGGGGAUGUUUCUUAGUAGUGACAUACUUGGUUACCAUGCUACCAGCUUUGCUUUGCUAUUUCAAGGUUACUUAUUUCCAGUGACCUUGAUUUUUGGCAAAAACAAUCAUGCAAGAAAAAUACCUAGCUUACUAUAAAUAAGUGAACAUUUAGUCUUUUCAGUAAGGAAAAUGUGAAAAUAUAACUGACAAUAUGCUGUACAACAUGUGUCACACGUUCCAUUUUUCAGUGGUUGAAUCCUAGCUGGUGAGAAAAACUUGCUGUUCAGAAACAUGAAAUAAUAGGUUUCCCAGAGGUUUUACUCAUUUGGCCCAUAAUCUCCUUGAAGUUUGAGUCUAUUUCAGCAGGUCCCCCACCAUACCAUUUCUUACUGUGCAUUUCUUAAUCUUUGCUGCCUUUCCAGAGUCUCAGUGUCACACCUCCAUAGUCUUUAUUCUGCAUAAUUCUCACCUUAGGCCAUAAGAAGUUAUACCAAGUUACACAUUCACUCAUUGUUAAUGAACUUUCUUGCUUUUUGUGGGCACAUAGCACAAAAUGCCAUCAACAAUUUGGCAAACAAAUUUGUCCCAGUUUUUGGAGCCUGGGAUGUCCAAGAUAAAGGCAUGGACAAGCCUUGGGGUCUGGUGAACCACUCUCCCUUACAGAGGAUGCCCUCUGGCUGUGUCCUCCCCUGCUCCCCUGACUGAGGGGCUGUCUCUGGGUUUCUUUUUUUUUUUUUUUUUUUUU
Messenger RNA from Fukomys damarensis (Damara mole-rat), 2392 nucleotides. It is a transcript of the gene Chrna3, whose product is annotated as cholinergic receptor nicotinic alpha 3 subunit. The record is from RefSeq and is a predicted model, not a curated record. Gene Ontology annotation, molecular function: transmembrane signaling receptor activity; acetylcholine-gated monoatomic cation-selective channel activity. NCBI's taxonomy places the organism in Eukaryota, Metazoa, Chordata, Mammalia, Rodentia, Bathyergidae. Gene Ontology annotation, cellular component: postsynaptic membrane; synapse; neuron projection. Gene Ontology annotation, biological process: nervous system process; signal transduction; regulation of membrane potential. The coding region runs from base 309 to 1625 and encodes 438 amino acids. The transcript has 6 exons.